Polistes dominula (European paper wasp) is the source of this 1987-nucleotide messenger RNA. RefSeq names its product potassium/sodium hyperpolarization-activated cyclic nucleotide-gated channel 4. Lineage: Eukaryota; Metazoa; Arthropoda; Insecta; Hymenoptera; Vespidae. Gene Ontology annotation, molecular function: voltage-gated potassium channel activity. The record is from RefSeq and is a predicted model, not a curated record. Gene Ontology annotation, cellular component: membrane; HCN channel complex. Gene Ontology annotation, biological process: potassium ion transmembrane transport; sodium ion transmembrane transport; regulation of membrane depolarization.
UGUAAUAAUUUUCAUUUAUCUUAGUUUAUAUGAUUAUUUUUUAAUUUAAUUAUAAUACCUAUUUGUACUUUCUUACUUGUAUGUAACUGUUGUCUGUAACUGUAACUAGUAAGAACAGUAAAAGUAAGAAUGAACGUUCUAUUGUUUUAAUUUACUCGCGUAAUAUAAACAUUUUACAAAUUAAGACUAAUGCGCGAAUGUAUACAUUUAGGAAUGUUUAAGAGACAAUUAGGCGUACAUAUUUGCGAAUUGCCAAAAGUUUCUGAUAGCAAUUUGCCAAAGUUACCACCUAAUGCAAAUAUUUUUACUCGUUGGAAACGUAGUUAUACAAAAUUAAUCUUAGUUUCUGCAAAACAUCCACUUACAAGUUUUUCUCUGCGCAGUCGUGCUGCUAUAACUUUUGAGAAAAGAAGACAUGGUCGUUCAUUGCUUUGGUGGAUAAUACAUCCAUACAGCACUUUAAGAUUUUUUUGGGAUCUGUUAAUGAUAAUUACAUAUCUAUAUAUUUUCAUUAUGGUACCAUACAUCAUGACAUUUCAUAGAAUAGCUAAAAACACAGAUACUGAGUCAUGGAUAAUUGUUUAUCCUGCAUAUGUAGUUUGUAUAAUUGAUAUAUUUCUUAAUUUUAUAACUGGAUAUGUAUCAACCGACGGUAAUGAAAUAUUCCUGAAUCCUGUUUUAAUAGCACGAAUAUUUUUAUCUUCAAGGAAUUAUAUAAAAAGAUAUUUUUUCAUAGACCUUGUUUCCUCUAUUCCUUAUACUUGGUUUUAUAAACAACGCAUAUUACCACCUGGACCUAAUUCCAAUUCUAUAUUUCUUUUACUCGAGAUCUUGCCUGUAUUAAAGAUUAUAAGAUUAGGUACACUGUAUCAUUAUCUUAGACAACUUAAUAUUACUUUUGGAUGUUCUCCUGCUAAAAAGAUAAUUAUUUGGCUUAUUAUCCAGACUUUAUUAAUUUUUCAUUGGAGCAGCUGUUUGUCUUAUUUAUUUCCAUAUAUUGUAAUGCAUAUAAUCGGAGAUAGUAUGGAGAACUCCGGAACAUAUUUAAUGCACACAGGAUUAUAUAAACAGUCUGAUUGGAUUAUUUAUUUAGAAUCUUUGCAUAUUGGUUUAAGUAAUUUAAUUGGAUUUAAUUUUGUUGAAUUUCAAUCAUUUGGUACUUUAGAUAAAAUUGCUCACUGUAUAUUACUUACCUUUGGAAAAGGCUACAUGAUUUGCACGAUUGGAAAGUAUAAUAAUCCUUUUUUACAAUGUAUUAUAAAAAAUAUAGUUCUUAUCCUGCAAUUAUUUGAAUCGUUGGCGGAAUCAGAGUUAAAAUAUCAUGAAAUUAUACACGGUGUAAAAAAUUAUGUUGAAGAAAAAAAACUUCCGAAACAUCUUCAAAAUAAACUUCUUAAUUAUUACGAAUAUAGAUUUCAAGGACAUUUUUUUAAAGAACAAGCUAUAUCAAAUACUCUUUCUAAUCAUCUUAAUCAAGAAAUUAUGAUCCAUAGUAGUUAUGGUUUAUUAGAUACUGCAAAAAUACUUCGUAAUUUACCACCAAUUGUGCUUAGAAAUUUAAUUGCGGUUUUAAAACCAGUUAUUUACAUGGAAACCGAUGUAAUUUAUAAAUAUCAUGAAGAAGGUGAUUGUAUGUACUUCAUAGCUAAUGGAACAGUUGCACUAAUCACUUUUUGGGGUAAAGAAAUUUGCCAUCUUGAAAGUGGUGAUCAUUUUGGUGCUGAAGUUUUACUUAAUUCUCAAAAGCGAAGAUAUGAAUCAGUUUUAGCUUUAGAAGUAUGUGAACUUCUACGUUUGGAUCGUCAAAAUUUUAAACUUGUUGCUCCUCGCGAAUCUGAAUUAUUCAAUAGAAUUGAAAAAGAUACAAUGAACAGAAUUAAGUUAAUUGAAAAAUUGGAAAAGCUGCAUCUAAUGUCUGAACAAACAAAAAAUGAAAAUAAGGAAAGGGAAAAAAUGAUUUAAAAUAUCGAAUUUCAUACUAUUAAUA